Mytilus californianus (California mussel) is the source of this 1950-nucleotide messenger RNA. Its product is annotated as tetraspanin-1-like. Lineage: Eukaryota; Metazoa; Mollusca; Bivalvia; Mytilida; Mytilidae. The record is from RefSeq and is a predicted model, not a curated record. The transcript is spliced from 8 exons. Bases 121 to 915 code for a protein of 264 amino acids. Gene Ontology annotation, cellular component: membrane.
UAGUCAUCUCUUUUUGUGGCUUACUAAUUUUCUUCGUUUUCUUGUAAAUAAAGGAUAAUAUAACAUUUCAUUUAAUUUAGAUUUAGUUUCUGUGUGAUAGUCUAGUUAUAAUUUUCCAUAAUGACUUUGGAAGAAGGCGGUCGGAGAACAUGUAUCAAAGUUACAAUUAUAUUGGUCAACAUACCAGUAGCGCUUUUUGGUCUUGUUGCAGCAGGACUUGGAAUAUGGAUAGCGCUAGAUGACCCUAGUUUCAUGCAUUUUACACAUCUGGAUGAAAUAGAACUGUUUGAUACUUCCUAUGUAAAAACUGGGUCCUAUAUCAUCGUUGCUGGUGGUUUUGGUGUAGCACUAUUCGGUAUACUGGGAAUCGUCGCUGCAGCAACAGAAAGUAUGAUCUUAUUAGCUGCAUAUACAAUGUUAAUUGCGUUAGCGAUGGCUGUAGAAGUAGCGGCAACAGUACUGGGAGUUGUAUUCAAACAUACGGUGGAAUCAACAAUGGAGAAGGCCAUAGGUAGAAGUAUAAAAGAGGAAUUUGAUGGAGUGGCGGAUAGCGAGAAUAUAUUUACAAUACAUUUUAAUGCAGUACAGCAAAAAUUGCAGUGCUGUGGUUUUAAUAAUUCGGCAGAUUUCUCUACGGCUACUAAAUGGAAUACUACUGUCAACAACGUAACUCAACAGAUCCCUCCGGCAUGCUGUAAAAACAUGACGUUAUCAGACCAAUGUGUGGCAAAUCCAACACCCGUUAACUCUUACACAAUGGGAUGUAAAGAAGCUUUAGCAGAUUUGUUUGAAAGAUAUUUCUCUGUUAUCAUUGGAGUUGCUGCUACACUUGUCUUCUGUCAGUUAGUUAUGAUGAUCUUGUCUUUCCUGAUGAUGUGUACUAAAGUGGAGAAUUCUUACAAUUUCAAAGAGUAACAUCAACCAAUAGAGAAUCAUGCUAAACCCUGAUAUUAUUAAUUGCAAUAUACUCAUAUUCAUGCCUGUACAUACAUUUUUAUUUAAAAUAUUUUGAUUAUUUCCAUUCUUUAAAUACUGUUGUCAACAGACUGUCUGGAAAUUGCUUUUUGUUGAGACUCUAAUGAUCGAGCAUUCGUGAUCAACCCCUUGCCAACUGUGACAUUGGAAUACCUGAUUCUCGUAGGGCAUUCCUACUCGACCAGACAUUCUAACCAAUGUAUUACGAGGAUGGGAUGUUACAUCUUGCUUCGUAGCUGUUGGAAAAUAAUCACUAUGAUUGUGUAUAAAUGUAAAUAUAACAAUAGAACUCGUAUGGUCUGAUUAUUACCCAUGUAAUUAUUCAAAUGAGAUAUACAUACGUUGAACUGUCAAUCCUGAGCAAUACUCAACGCUUCAACUCAGACUCAACUCAAAGAUGCACUUGGAAUAUGAAGAUAGGUUGUUCAAAAUCUACCCGUCAGAUUCUACAUGGGUAAUCAAGCGAUUGAGAGUGAAUAUUAUGUCUGGACAUCAAUUUUAUAUUUUACAGUAGAUAAUUUACUUAAAAUGUACAUUGUUUACAAAUAUUUAUCCGUCUUGUAAAUGUGAACGGUUGACCUUGAUUGUUGCAGGUAUAUUGGUAGGUCAUAGGUAAAAAAAUAGUGAGAAUCUUUGCAUACACUUUGUUAGGAAUGUGCUCGAAGUGUGAACAAAGAUCAAAAUAUAAAUUAACGAACACUACAAAACCAAUAGCGAUUAAAGCUCAACAAAGGCAUUCAUUUUUUUCCAAACGUAUAGAGAACAUAACAAUGAUCCUCGAGUUAACUGGAAUUUAUGAAUGCAGGAGAACGGGGAUAAAGUCACAAUAUACAACAAUGUUGUAUGGUGGUGCUCUAAUUUUCGGUGCUAUUAAUAUUUAUUUCAAAGAACGAGAUCCAGCAACUACAUAAAUCUAUUUGAGGAUGUAAAAUAUUUUUAUUUAAUAAAAAAAAAACAUAUUUUUGUUUGCUUUGA